AUUCUGAGAUGGGCUUUAUAAACCUCACCCACCUGCCAGAUACAGGAGACAGGUGGCAGAGAGCUGCUGUGUAUGUUCUUUGCAGCCAGGGGAGCAUAUAUAGUGUGCGUGUAAUGUGGGUGUUCCAUCUUAUGGUGCUCUUUCUGCUGACUCUGUAUCAUUGCAAUGGCCAGAAUGAAGAUGACAAUUACUGCCCAGCUCAUUUAUUCCAUGUGGGGGAUUUUUGCAUUCAGCUUGAAAAAGACAAAAAAGGGUUUUCUUAUUCUGAAAGCAGAUGCAAAGAAAGUGGUGGAGCAAUUGUGUACAUUGAAAACCAGAUGAUGCUGGAUGCAUUGAUUUCUCUACUAAGAGAAGAUGACAGUUUGUGGGUGGAUAUGUCUCCAGAUCUGCAAAAUCAGCUGUAUCCCAGUGAAGCUGCCAAUCACAGUGAGCCUGGAAGAAAUAAGCGCUGUUUUGCAAUAUCUAGCACCAGAGCAAACUUGGCAGAUUGUGAGGAAGAAAGGGGGUUUAUCUGCUCAUUUGAUAGUCCUAAGAAACACAAACCCAUUCGCAAGCGGCGUGACUGCUAUUCGAGAAAGAAGAACAAAAAAUACAAUAAUGCAAAUAACAGCACAGGCAACCCACCAGACUUUAGCAAAAUCACUCCUCUUACAUCAGAAUCCCUGAAAAACAUGACUCUGGAAACAGCAAUUCAGAUCACAGCACAAUAUGUGAAUGAAUUGCAGCCAAAAGUUCAGGAAAUCUGGACAAUAGAACCUUUGGUGACAGCCUGUGAAAUUCUUAAUAAGCUGUUAAACACCAGUGACUUUCUAUCUCCGGAGGCUCAGAUGAAUGCGAGUCAAAUCCUAGCUGACCUUGCUGAACAGCUACUAAAAAUUGUGGAUGGAUCCAAUAACAUAUCUGCUGUUAAUGUGACAGAAGUGGCCCCUUCUCUUUUUAAUGCCUUUGAUGGGACAAUGAAAUGUUACAUGAUCAACUAUGAACGCCUUUCAAGUACUCAGCUGGACAUUAUCCUAAGUGACUCUUUGGCAGCAGUGGAAUAUUUGGAGAUAGCACUCUGGUUAGUCCCAGAUAUCUCUGUAAAGAGCCUCAACUUCUCCUCUACACUCUCUAGUCUAACACUGCUCAGAGUGGACGCUGCAGAUGUCAGUACAGAAGGUAUUAGCACUACCCUACCAGCUCUCAGCAAAGUCACCUUCCCACCCUGGUAUGUCCUGCCUAAUGUGACUGAAAAUAGUCCUCUUUAUGUCCAGCUUCUUGCUUUAACUAUAAAUCCAUUCCUGCAUAUGAGCCCGACAGUCAUUGUGGGACCCAUUACUCAUAUCUUGCUGAGUACAGAAGAUUCUAACAUGGAUGUUGAAAACUUGACGGAAAAUAUAGAGAUUGUGUUGUACAGGAAUGAAAGUGCCAACCUGGAGAUGGAUAGAAAAACUCUCACAAAGGAUAAGGAUUUUAAUGUGACUGUUAAUGUGACAUCAAUAAAAGAGUCCAUGGUACUGACAUUACAACCAGAGGUCAAUAUCAAUCUAACCCUUUACCUUGGCUUCCAAGAACAGAAUAACAACAGCUAUUUACUUCAAAACAUGUCCCUUCCAGACAAUGGCAACUACACCUUGGUUUUGUCUCCCAAGCAUUUUAAAAAAGGAAUUGGCACCUACUACAUUGCUGUUACUGUGUCCAACCAAAGCAUAUGGACUGAAAGAAAUAGCAUCUCUUUAGACAUAGCCACGUUUGCCACGCAAUGCGUUUACUGGGAUUAUAAUCUUGGAAACUGGAUUAAUCCUGGCUGUCAUGUUGGAACUCAAAGCUCAUUAGCAAAGACUUACUGUAUGUGCAAUCACUUGACAUUCUUUGGCAGUACUUUUUUUGUUAUGCCACAUGUUGUGGAUUUACGUGACUCUGCAAGGCUCCUAGCCAAUGCAGCUCAGAACCCAGUAGGAUUGGCACUCCUUGCUACAUUGCUGGGACUCUUCCUAAUCGUGGUAAUAUGGGCAUGGAGAAAAGAUAAAGAAGAUGUAAAGAAGGUAAGAGUAGCAGCCCUUCCAGAUAAUAGUUCUGAAUAUCACCACAGAUAUGCCAUCAAAGUCUGUACUGGACAUCGUAUGGGAGCUGGUACAACAUCUCAGGUUCUACUGACACUUUAUGGCUCAGAAGGGCAAAGUGACCCUCACCUCUUGAUAGACACUGAGAAGCAAGUGUUCCACUUGGGAGCAGUAGAUGUCUUCCUCUUGAAAACACGCUAUCUUGGGGAGCUGCACAGUCUCAGAUUAUGGCACAGUAAUUCAAGAAGUAGCCCUAGUUGGUAUGUACAUCGGGUUAAUGUCACUGAUUUACUGGCCCAGAGAACAUGGUAUUUCCACUGUGACUCAUGGCUGGCUUCUGACUUUGCCGACUGCCAACUGGAUCGCAUCUUCCCUGCAGUCUCCAGGAGCAAUCUAAUGUCUCUAAGGUAUCUGCUCUUCUCCGGCACAGUUGACAAGCUUCUUAAGGACCACUUAUGGCUUUCUGUUUGGACUCGUAGUCCUUGGAAUCCUUUCACUCGGGUGCAAAGAAUUUGUUGCUGUAUGAGUCUCCUUUUUCUUAGUCUCCUUAUCAACAUCAUGUUCUGGAAAGGGCAAGGAGAUGGCUCUACCCAGACAGGGCAGUUUCCCAUUAAUGAGAUCAAGAUCAGUGUCCAGUCUUCUUUUAUUUUGGCAGUAGUGAAUAUCAUCAUUGUGCAGAUGUUUCAGCUUAUCCAAAAGCAAGUGACAAAGGUGAAGCUUCCCUCAAGUAAACUCCGUGUUGCUCCUUCACCAUAUCCUCCAGCCAAAGUUGAUGCAAAAGAACAGUUAAUCAUGGACGUUGGCACACUUGUCGAUUUUCUACAUAAAUAUGUAAUUCAAGUACUGGGUGAGACUCCAAUUAUCCCUGUGGCAUCAAAAAGUGAACCAAUCCUCCAGAACAUAGAGUCCCUUUCAUACCUGGUACAGUCUUAUAUUUGUGUCCAAGGACCAAACCAGGAAAAUCUCACACGCAGGAAUGUGAUGACAGCUCACCAGUGUCACUUCCUCCACUAUCUGCACCAAACGUUGACCAAGAUUCAGCUUCAGGUCUCCUCUUUGGAUUUGACUUACGUCAAUUCACCAAUCCAUUACAUACAUGCAACCAAUGUACUAUAUGAAUUGAGGGAUCAACUCCAAACUCAACACUUCUCUAAUUCACCCCUUCCAAGCAGUGUGACCACCAGUUUUCCAGUCCCUGUGGCAAAGAAAACCUUGUCCAGUCGAUUGCCCAAGUUCUUGCCAUACGUGUGUUGGUUUGUACUUCUUGCAAUCAGCUCCUUCUCUGCUUAUUAUAUGACACUUGUGAGCCUGGAUAUGACACGGGAAAAGGCCACCAGCUGGCUGAUUUCCAUGCUUCUGUCGCUUUUUCAAAGCCUCUUUGUACUUCCACCAGUCAAGGCAUUUAUCCAGACAGUGUUUAUGUUUCGUGUGCUAAGAAGAAGCAAUAUGGAUGAUGCUGCCGAGGAACAACAGUUACAUGGGAUUCUGUCUUUGUUUGCAAGUCACCCAGAUUGGGAACUCUCGGGCUGCAGGGAUCCACAGAAUCCUUUGUACUGCGCACCUGCUAAUAAGGCUAUAACAAGUCUGAAGAGGCAGAAACUGAUGGAGACGAGGCUUUACAGGCUAAUCCUGGAGAUUGCUGUUCAUGUAGUUUUUCUCGUUAUGACGAUGAUCAUGGCUUAUGCAAACAAAAGCCCUAACGAAUACAACUUAAACAAUGCCAUUUCCCAGAGCUUCUCCGGCACAUUUCUCCAGUCUGGAAACAUUGAAGACUUUUACAGCUCAACAAGUAAUAGUCUUCUGCCAAAACUUUACAGCCAGUACACAGGAUUCAUCACAGAUGGGAAUUGCUUUCUCCUGGGCAGCCCCAGGAUCCGUCAGCUGAGGAGAGCUUUUGAAAGUGCAAAUGGCCAGAGUCAAUACAACAAAGAAGAAACAGGAAAUUAUAAAGCAGGAUGGGUUCCGCUUGGUAAAAAUGACACCCCUGAUUGCGAGUGGAAAUACUACACAGAGAAGGAGUUGGUAGGAUACCCUAUCUGGGGACAACUUGGAUGGUAUUCUGGAGGAGGAUUUGUGGUAGAAUUAGGAAAGAACAUAAGUUAUGCAUCUAGUACACUUACGUGGCUACAAACUAACCAAUGGCUCGACACCUACACCAAGGCUGUUUUCGUGGAGUUCAAUGUGUAUAACGCCAAUGUACAGCUCUUCUGUUUGGUUACCUUCCUCAUGGAGACCAGUGCAAUCGGAAAUUUUUUUACAUCGGUCGAUCUUCAGAUCAUAAAACUUUCUCAGCCGACUACUGAUAUCUUCUCAUUGCAAUUUAUUAGCUACAUUGUAUUCCUCAUCAUUGUCUUGUACAAUAUUAUACAGCAGGGUUUGCUCAUGAAAAAACAGAAAUGGUCUUAUUUCUCCAAAAUAAAGAACCUCCUGGACCUGAGUAUCAUAAUGAUAAGCUUAUGCAAUACUGGUUUGUACAUCAAACUAGUCUUGCUGCGCCAAAGAGAUAUUGAUCGUUAUCAACAGGAUCGCACUGGAUUUGUCAGUUUCUACGAGACAGCCAUUGUGGAAUCAAUCCAUGACUACAGCAUUGCCUUCCUUGUUUCCCUGAUGACAGCCAAACUUUGGAGCCUUCUUAGUCUGAACCCAAAUUUGCACUUGAUAACGGUGACACUGAGAAAAGCUUGGGAUGAAAUUAGUUGCUUCCUAAUCGCUAUUGUUAUUGUAAUAGUGGCUUAUUCCAUCACCUGUAACCUUCUAUAUGGAUGGAGCAUUUAUAGUUACCGUACAUUUUUUGAUUCUGCUGUGACCAUCUUCAGCCUUCUAAUCGGCAUUUUUAAUUACGAUGAGGUUCUGGACCUCAACCCAAUUAUUGGUUCCCUGCUCAUCACUACUUACGUCAUUUUCCUAGUGUUUAUGCUCGUUAACAUCUUCUUGUCUGUCAUCUUAACUAUAUUUUCCCAGGAACGACGAUGCCCAACGUCAUAUAAGGACAAAGAAGUUGUGGACUUGCUGCUGUUAAAGCUGUCUGGUUUGUUUGUUGUUGGCAAAAAGACAAAACGGUCUGAAGAUGCAAAAAAUGAGAAAAAGCUCAUGUAAACUGGAAAUAAAGGACCUAUUCUAAGCUCAGGUGCACAGACUGUUUACAUGGGCUCCCUAUUGAGCAUAUUAUCAUAACAAAUCCCAAUUUUAGAGAAAAACUGUGUGUUUAAACAGAAUUGCCAAUUUGUGUGCAUUGCAAAUCCAAAUAUUUAAUCUGGAAGGUUGUUUGGCCUGUCCUACCUCUGUAUUAAAAAGGCCAGUGACACCUACAUACAAAUGUAAAAAGUCCUCCAACAUAACUUUUUUUAAAAAAAAUACAAAUACAUAGAGUUGUUGUAGAAAUGCAGAUGCAGAAAUUGCAACUUUAUAUACAAAUGCAUAUCAACCUAGAUGUCACCAAUUACGAAAGCACACUAUAGUGUAAAAGUUGCACUUAUAAUCAUACUAACGCAGAACUGAUGAAUAGAAAAGGCAAACUUUG
Xenopus laevis (African clawed frog) is the source of this 5562-nucleotide messenger RNA. RefSeq names its product polycystic kidney disease protein 1-like 3 (gene pkd1l3.L). The record is from RefSeq and is a predicted model, not a curated record. NCBI's taxonomy places the organism in Eukaryota, Metazoa, Chordata, Amphibia, Anura, Pipidae. The transcript is spliced from 31 exons. The coding region runs from base 9 to 5138 and encodes 1709 amino acids.